Messenger RNA from Mesoplodon densirostris (Blainville's beaked whale), 6843 nucleotides. It is a transcript of the gene AKAP11, whose product is annotated as A-kinase anchoring protein 11. Gene Ontology annotation, cellular component: cytoplasm. Gene Ontology annotation, biological process: intracellular protein localization. The record is from RefSeq and is a predicted model, not a curated record. The transcript is spliced from 13 exons. Bases 300 to 6035 code for a protein of 1911 amino acids. Lineage: Eukaryota; Metazoa; Chordata; Mammalia; Artiodactyla; Ziphiidae. Gene Ontology annotation, molecular function: protein kinase A binding.
GCCGCUGCGGGAGGUGGCGCCCGCCUGCUCUGCAGCUCGUGCGGCUGGUCGUUGCGGGCCGGUGACAUGCCUGUGAGCUGCGGAGGCUGCGGCCCCCAGGAGGGAAGCAUGCAAACAAUGGCAUCAAAGGAAUAAAGGACAAACCACUUUGGGAACAUAAAGGAGGCGGCUACUUGUUUCGGCAGGAGGGAUGCAGGAGAUGAGCCAAGCGUUCUCAAGAAGGGAGGUCCUUGGACUGAUGUGUGAAGAGUCUUUUGUGGACUAACUCGUCACUGAUUACCUACAACAGCAAUAUAGUUAUGGCGACCUUCCAGACUUUCAGAAACAGUCACAUGAAAACUAGAGCAUCUGUCAGAAAAAGCUUCAGUGAAGAUGUGUUCCAGUCCGUAAAGUCUUUAUUGCAGAGUGAGAAGAAACUAUGCAGUGUAUCAGCAGAGGACUGUUUAAAGCAGGAUGAACAUGCCAAUUUGACUGAGGUCACAUUUCUAGGUUUUAAUGAAGAAACAGAUGCUGCUCAUAUACAGGAUUUGGCUGCAGUUUCUUUGGAACUCCCAGAUCUUCUGAAUUCACUGCACUUCUGCAGUCUAAAUGAAAAUGAAAUUAUUUGUAUGAAGGAUAUAAAUAAAUCAUCAGAUAUAAACAAUGGUCCUCUAAACCAGAGUCAUCAUCCUGGAGUGCUUUGUGUCAUGAGAGUGUCAUCUACAUUACCAAGACUCAGAAUUGAUUUUAUCUUUAGUCUCCUAAGUAAAUAUGCUAUGGGUAUAAGGUACACCCUGGACACAUGUUUGCAUCAGAAGUGCCAACUUGAGGCCACUAAUGAAGAUGAUGACGAUACUAACCAGUCAGUAUCUUCCAUCGAAGAUGACUUUGUCACUGCCUUUGAGCACUUAGAGGAUGAAGAGGCUUCAAAGCCAUAUAAUGAUGGAAUAAACAUUACUGCACUAAGGAGCCAGUGCGAUGCUGCUUCACAGACUAUUUCUGGUCACCGUUUAGAAACCCAUGAUUUCAGGGUUCUGGUUGGCUCUGGAUGGCAGAAGUCAUUGGCUAAACCUUCUUCUUUAAUAAGUAUUCUGGGACAUAAAGAACUGCCUUCUGUGAAAGCUUCAGUCACGACAUCAGUUUCUGAGCCUUGGGUCCAAAGGAGUUUCUAUAGGUCCUCUACUGCUUCAGAUAAAGAUGGUGAUGCUGAUGUGCAGAAACAGUUGUUCUCUUCCUCUCCUGCCUACUCGUCUGAAUCAGAAUGCUCAAGUCCAAGUCCUGUUAUUUUCUUGGAUGAAGAGGGAUAUCAAAAAAGUUUAAAAGCAAAACUUGAGUUACCUAAAAUUCCUGUGAUGAAAGAUGAUAUUGAGGAUUCAGACUCAGAAGUAAGUGAGUUUUUCGAUAGUUUUGAUCAGUUUGAUGAACUAGAACAAACUUUGGAGUCUGCUUGUCCAUUUCUAAAAGAUCCUGCCAUAGGGAAGCUGUCACAAAAAAAAGGGCACAAACAUGAAAAAUUGUGUUCUGUAACCACUACUAUGAAUCCUCAAAAAUUCAAGUUUGAUCGUCCAGCUCUCCCAGCUAAUGUUAGGAAGCCAACUCCUCGUAAACCAGAAUCCCCUUACAGUAACCUGUGUGAUGCUCCAGAUUCUCCCCGCCCAGUGAAGGCAUCAGGGGAAGACAGUGGUUUGUUCAGCCCUAUUCGAUCCUCUGCUUUUAGUCCUCUUGGAGGCUGUACUCCUGCUGAAUGUUUUUGCCAAACAGAUAUUGGUGAAGAUAGGAUUCAUGAAAAUCAUGAUUCUGUUUAUUAUACCUAUGAAGAUUAUGCAGAUAGCCUUUCGUGUGACGUACUGGGCUCGGUUCUUUAUACCCAACAUACAAAUGCAACAUCCAACAUUAAUAGUAUUAAAAAGGGAGAAAAUAAAAUGGUAGCUCUUAAGUGUGGAAGCCUUGAUCAAAAAAGUAAAUCUAAAAAUAAAUCCUCAGUGAUUAAGGAUAGCAUUCAGAAGUUUGCAGCAGAUCUUGUGGAGAAAAGUUUUGGCAGUGCAUUUAAAGACUUACAGAAAGGAGUCUUUUCAUGUACCAAUGCUUUGUGCCAAUUAGCUAUCAAAUUGACAUCAUCCGUUUUUCAGAUGGCAUUUAAUGAACUGAGAAGGCAGCGUGCGUUUUCGUUGAAAGAACGUGCCAUUAGUGGUCUGGCUAACUUUUUGGUGAGUGAAGCUUUUGCAAAUGCUGUAAAAGAUUUACAGUAUGUAAAGAAGCAGAUCUUUACAAACACUGUUGCUAGGUUUGCUGCAGAUCUUGCUGAAGAACUUGUUUUUGAAGGCAUCAUGGAAGUGUGUCAGUUUUCAUAUCCUCCAACACCUGCAUCUCCACAGCGUGGGUCAUUUGACUAUGAAGACAAAGUAGUGAAGUCCUAUGCAAAAGAUUUGUCUGAAUCUGUAAUACAGGAAGCGUUCAUUGAGCUGUCUCAAGUUGACGUGACCUUCACAACAAAGGCAGCAGUUAGUGUUUCCACAGAUAACAUUAAGUAUGUGAGCGCAGAAAAUGUAGUGCCACCGACACAGACUUCUACAUUUUCCCCUACUUUUAAUGGUCAAACAAUUAUGGUGACAAAACCAAUACUGGAAUAUAAAAAGGAAUACACAGUACAACAGGCCUUGUUUUGUACUUCUGGAGUUGUUACUUCUAUACCAGUGCCCUUGGCAGGAAGUGCCCUUCUCCCAUAUCAUAUUUCAUCUAAUAUGUAUCAGGCAAAGUCUCAUCCAUCAUCUGAUGAUAGUAGUUUGAAUGGUGGUUCUACCCAAGCAGGGGUUGCCACAAAAAACAAAGAAGAGGAGGUAGCUUGUCUCAGGAAUAUUUGUUUACCUUCAGAACACCAUCUGGGUAACCAAAAUGGUGUUAAACCAACUAAUGAUGAUAUUGAAAUGGAAAGCUCUUCAAAAGUAAUGAGUGAUCCUGUGAUUAUUAGCAAUUUUUCUGUGGCAGUGGUGCAUACAAUAGUAAAUGAAACUUUAGAUUCAGUGACGUCAUUCAAAGUUACAAAAACAAUGGAUAAACACAAAGAUUGUUUAACUAAAACAGUAAAGGGAAAAACCCCUCCUUUUCACUGUGAUCAAGCAACACUGCAACAGAGUGAGGCUAGCAAGAAGGACAUGUUUGCUGAUCGAUUAUCUAAAUCUGUUGUUAAACAUUCCAUAGACAAAAGCAAAUCAGUGACCCCAAAUGUAGAUAAAAAUGUGCUCCACAAGGAAGACUUGCCUGUUCCGGGAGAUGAGUCACGGUUGACCUCGGAAAAGUUCCCGAAGUUUCUUGAAGCUCAAGAUCAUUUAACUCACUGUUCACUUUCAGAAAGAAAGGAUUGUGUUCUGGAAUGUAAAGGUUAUAUGGCUCAUGGAUUUUCUUUAGAGACACUACCACGUUGUCCAACUGCAGCAGGUCAGAAACCUGAUUUGAAGGAAAUUGAUAAGGACAAAUCCGUGAAAAAGCAUAGUUUGAAUGAUACAGCACUUGAGCCCUUGCCUUUUGGGCAGGAGAACCCUUUUGCGCAUUCACAUAGUUUCUCAUCCCCAGUGCUCACAUGUGCAGAUGGUUUGCAUGUGGAAGAUAAACAGAAAAUCAGAGACGGGAAUGUGAUACCUGAUACUCCUCCAUCAACUCCUCUAGUCCCAUCCCAGGCUGCUUCUGAAUGGGAUAUCAAGAAGUUAACCAAAAAGCUCAAGGGGGAAUUAGCAAAAGAAUUUGCACCUGCCACGCCACCUUCUACACCUCACAACUCGUCUGUUGGCAGUUUGUCUGAAAAUGAACAAAAUACUAUAGAAAAAGAAGAGUUCAUGUUGAAACUCAUGCGAUCUCUCUCAGAAGAAGUUGAAAGUAGUGAAGAUGAAGAUCAGCCAGAAGUGGAUGUGAAGUCAGAGCCCUCAGGGAAGAAAGUUCAGUUUGCAGAUGCGUUAGCAAUACACAUCAUUUCUCUUGCAACCGAAAUGGCAGCUUCCCAUUUGGAUAAUAAAAUAACUCAAGAACCCAAGGUUAAAAGCCCUUGCUUAAAUGUGCAAAGUCAAAGAAGCGUAUCACCUACUUUUUUAAAUUGCUUAGAUGAAAACGUACAAACAUUAUGCAAUUUUGCAGGUGAUAUGGCAGCAGAAGUCAUUACAGAAGCUGAAAAAAUAGCAAAAGUUAGAAGUUGUAUGCUUUUCAGGCAGAAGAGGAACAGUUAUGUUGAUAGUGACCAAGAUUAUAGAUCAGAAGAGAAGACGGAUAUAGAGGCUGUAGCACACCCAGGAGAAGCAGAUUCGUUUAUUCUUUCGUUACCACCAAAUUCUUGUCUGUCAGGUCUGACAUACAAGUAUCCCAGCUGCGAAAGUGUGACAGAUGAGUACGCAGGUCACAUUAUCCAAAUACUAAAACAGGAAGGUGGUGAUAGUGAGUUAAUAAUGGACCAGUAUGCCAAUAGACUUGCUUAUCGGUCUGUUAAGUCAGGAUUACAAGAAGCAUCUAAGACAGCCAAAGUGAAGUGCAACUCAAAAAUGUUCCCUGUGCAAAGCUCACAGGUGAAAACCAAUGAUGAACUGUUACUAUUCUUAAGUAAAGAACACCAGCAAGGAGUAGAUAAAAAAAGACAAAGUAAAAUAAGUGGAGGUUACCUUCAUAAAAACCCGACUUGUGAAUGGACACGGGAUACAUGCAGAAAUGAGUGCUUGGAACUGUAUAGUUUUUCAACCUCUCUCGCUCACAACAUAACAAGAGAUGUUAAAAAAGAGCUGACGGCAUCUACAGUUGGCUUGCCAAAAUCCUUAACAGAUUCUUGCCUUUAUGAAAAAAAUGGAUGCGAUGAAGAUGCCGAGUCUCACUUCGAGCCAGAAUUUCCCACGUCUCUUCAUCCUUCCUCACAAAAUCACAGAUUUUCCCACAGUACGGGCAGCUUGAGUGGGUGUGGUUAUGGAGAGAUUGUUGUUCAAGCUAUAGAACAGUACGCUAACAAGGUAGUGGAUGACGCUUUAGAGCUGAGUUCAGGAUCUGCAGUCUUCCAUGUGUCUGAGACCACAAAAGCGGCCGAUAGGGUCACUUAUGCAGAAAAGUUGUCACCUCUGGUAAGUCAGGCUUGCAGGUAUUGUGACCGGAAAGAGCUUCAUGACUGCACUGGAAAUUCAUGUCCACGCUUUCCCAGACCAGAUUCACUUGCUAGUAGUAAGCCAGUUUCUAAUUUAGCUAAUUCAAAAUUUAGCAAUGUCUACCAGAAAUCUAGAAUUUUUCAUCUUGAUGUCCCUCAAAUUCACAUUGAUCUUGAUAAGAAGACAGUGCUUGCUGAGAAGAUAGUUGCGGAAGCAAUUGAAAAGGCAGAGAGAGAGCUGAGCAGUACCAGUUUGGCAGCUGAUAGUGGGAUCGGACAGGACGGUGUCAUCUUUGCUGAAAGCCUCACUACUGAGAUAAUGACGUCGGCGAUGAGGAAUGUUGGUCAGGCCGUUAGCAGUCCAAAAGAAAUAGAAGACUUUCAGUCAACUGAGUCUUUUGGUAGCCAGCAGAUGAAUCUCAGUAUUGGCGACGACAGCACUGGUAGCUGGUCCAAUUUAAGUUUUGAAGAUGAGCACCAGGAUGAAAGCAGUAGUUUUCAUCAUCUAAGUGAAAGUAAUGGUAACAGCAGUAGCUGGAGCAGUCUUGCUUUAGAAGGAGAUUUGUAUGAGGACAAUUUAUCCUUUCCAACAUCAGACAGUGAUGGGCCGGAUGAUAAAGAUGAAGAGCAUGAGGAUGAUGUAGAAGGUUCAGAGCAAGAUGGAAAUACUCUGCUAAUUACGAAUGUUGACACGGAGCCAUGCACAGUAGACCCCCAGCUAAGGAUUAUUCUUCAGUGGCUCGUUGCCUCUGAGGCCGAAGUUGCAGAACUUUAUUUUCAUGACUCUGCAAAGAAGGAGUUUAUACAACUUUCAAAACGAUUACAAGAAAAAGGCUGGAAAGUGGGAGACCUCCUGCAGGCUGUGCUUAAAUACUAUGAGGAGAUGGAGAAGACGUCCAGCAACGAGAGAUCUGAGUCCCUGUUUGAUUGGCUCUUGGAAAAUGCAUAGAACAAACUCCAAACCAGUAUAUUUUAUUAUUUGUUUUGAGAGAGGAAGGAACAGAUAAAGAUGCAUAGGGUAAAAUUUGAAUAGUGAAUAUUAACAUUUAAAGUGAAUUGGGAGGAAGGUAAAUAUAGCUUUUUAAGUGCGUUGUGUCAUCACAUGGUAUAUAUAGUUCAAACUUUUGUAAUCUCUCAAAUAUUAUCUUCGUUUAUUCUUCUAUACAUAUGUGUAGUGUGUUAAGACCCUAAGAACAUGUAUUUGAAGGCUUUCAGGGACAUUCACUGACAGCAUUCUUUUUGCAUCCAAAUAGUGCUGCUAGAAAUUGCACUGAGGUGGCUGAGGGUGGGUGACAGGGAUAGGGAGUUAUAUUUUGCUCCUUUGCAAGCAAAUGGUAUCCUAUUAAUAACAAAUCUCACAUCAAAAAAUAGCAUCGAGGCUAAUUUUUUUUCUGACAUCUUUUGUCCUAUUUUUAAGGGUCAAUUUUAUUUUCAUAGUUCAGCUAUUGGUAGCUUUUUGAAUCCCCCAAGUUAUUUAAUUUCUUAGAAACAUGAGUAGUUUUAGGUUUCUAUAAAUAUCAUAAGUGGUAGUUUCCCCAGCCUUUCAUCAAAUGACAUUAUUUGCUAAUGUUACCAGUUGUUCUGGCAUGAAAGCAAGUGUGUGUGUUGUGUGUGCGUGCGUGUGUGUGCACGUGUGCGUGCGCGUAAAGGAGAACUUUACCUUGCUAGUGGUUGGUGCCCUCUUUUAUUUUACUCUUUUCUUGUUAGAAACCCACUGUUAACAUUAAAAAGGUGCUUUAAAAUAAAAUGUCUACAAA